Selaginella moellendorffii is the source of this 920-nucleotide messenger RNA. RefSeq lists its product as uncharacterized. The transcript is spliced from 3 exons. The record is from RefSeq and is a predicted model, not a curated record. The coding region runs from base 500 to 886 and encodes 128 amino acids. NCBI's taxonomy places the organism in Eukaryota, Viridiplantae, Streptophyta, Lycopodiopsida, Selaginellales, Selaginellaceae.
UGGAAGGCCUAUGCUGUUGGCGAGAGCCGCCCUUCUCCCGAACUGCAGCUCGGAAACCUUGAUCAGGUUGCGAACUAUUGUUGGUCCAUGCAGCACGACCGGUAGUAGUAACUCCAUGUUCGAUCUGAUUCUUUUGUACAGUGUCUCUUGAUGAAGUGCCAGAAGAUUGCUCUGCACUUGUCUAUUGUGGAAGAGCUUGCCUUGGUGAGGCCGGAUCAUUCAUUCGUGCUUUUCCGUAGACUCUCAGCGCUAUCCGGCAUGGGCUUGCAGGAGGUGUUUAAAAUGGCAGGGGCGUUCAUGGCCACCUCGGCUGAUCCGAGGGGCAUUUGACAUUAUCGAGUUGGCAUUAAAUCGUGAUCGCCUUGUUUCUACAAGUCAGUGCUAUGAUUCUACGUUGAAGCUCGUAAAGGUGAGUUACAUGUAUUUGCAACUAAGUUAAUCGUGCUUGUUAGUUGAUAUUCAGAUCCACGAGUCGACGUUCGAGUUACUCAGGGACAUAAUGAAUCUGCUGUUUGCUUUUGCCAUCUAUCCGGGCUCUGAUGAAACCAGCCAACAGUUCCUCCAGGUUUGCUCUAAUCGGGGAGUCGACCAGCAGUUACGGAUGGUGGCGUGUACUGUAUACCUGUACCUGAGCCUCAUGUUAAAGAUGGUAAGACGAGAGCUUCUUUGUGAUUUGUCCCUGCGAGACUCACUCAGGCGAAACGUUUUGGUGCGGAGGAGCUUAAAUGCGUGGUUCAAAGAGCUAAACCCGCAAUCUAUGGAGGUCAAAGUUGAUCGUGGUGCUUCUAUAACGCGUAGAAGUGCGGUUCCCUACCUAGAGCAUGCUCUACUGGCGACGAAGGACCCCAAGUUUAUUGUGGAAAACGGCCUUCCUUCCGAGCUCUAACGCAUGUAAGAGACUGUACGGUAGAUAAACUGCA